This is a messenger RNA of Cydia amplana, 868 nucleotides long. It is a transcript of the gene Coc, whose product is annotated as trypsin-7-like. NCBI's taxonomy places the organism in Eukaryota, Metazoa, Arthropoda, Insecta, Lepidoptera, Tortricidae. The record is from RefSeq and is a predicted model, not a curated record. Gene Ontology annotation, molecular function: serine-type endopeptidase activity. The coding region runs from base 52 to 846 and encodes 264 amino acids. The transcript is spliced from 5 exons. Gene Ontology annotation, biological process: proteolysis.
GGAUUUCUUGUGAAAACAUACUCAUUACUUAUCCUGAACUUGGGAGACGACAUGGAAGUAUAUUUCUAUUUUAUUUUAUUUCUCUGCGUCGUAUUCAACAGAGACGUAUCAUGUAAAAAACAUGGCCGGAUGUCGAAAGUAGACGGUGGUAGGAUAGUAGGUGGCUACAACACGACGAUACAACAGGUCCCAUACCAGGUGUACAUGAUAGUGCAGAAGCCAGGAAACAAGUACUACCAGUGCGGCGGGUCUAUCAUCGGCCCGCGACAUGUUCUCACUGCAGCGCAUUGUCUGACUGGGGUAAUAAGAGUGUACAUCCGAGCAGGUAGCACAGAAUCUGAUACCGGUGGUAAGGUGUACACUACGUCACUUUACACGCAGCACCCCCGCUACAAUGCUGCGAACUCAGAUUACGACGUGGCCGUUGUACGGCUGCUACAGAAAAUGACUUUGGAUGGAACAAACACGAGGGCCAUCUCGUUGCCACCUUCGAACACGGCUGUUCAAUCUGGAACCGAUAUUCUGGUGUCCGGAUGGGGUACUACUUCUGAAAACGGUAACACUAGUCGCAACCUAAUGGCAGUGACGGUUCCUGUGGUGGCUACGUCGGAAUGUGAGAGGGCGUACAAUAACGCCAUCACCGCCAGGAUGUUCUGCGCAGGCGUUUCGGAAGGUGGAAAAGAUUCUUGCCAGGGAGACUCGGGCGGCCCUGCGGUGGACGAGAGCUCUGGGCUGCAGGUGGGAGUUGUUUCGUUUGGUCGGGGCUGCGCUCAGCCCGGUUAUCCCGGGGUGUACACCAAUGUAUCCAAUGUCAGGGACUUUAUUAAGAGACAAACUGGUAUUUAAAACAUAACAACGAAAUGGCUCG